GAGGUGACCAACCCAGAACAGGGAGUAAGAAGUCUCUGCAUGUCAGUUUUGCGUUCGCCAAAGUGAAACACUUCAAUCACGAUGGCGAUACGAUUACAGAAGAGCAUUUCGACAUUGAGCCGUUGCCUCCAGAGUCCCCUAGCAGUCAGCAUGUGGCAGUACUACCAUUAAUACUACUACGAAAAGAAAAUCUGUUAUCAUUAUCAUGCUUUUCUUCUUCAGAAACUUGAUAAUGAUAACAGAUUUUCGUUUCAUAACUACAAAAAGAAUAUAGUAGCCGGUUAAUUUUUCCCUCAUUUUCAUCCUGGGUUAGUCCCUCCAGCAAUCAAUGCAUAGAGAUAGACACUUAAUACUAUUUUUUCGACAGACACUUAAGUUCUACGACUAUUUCUACAACAGCUGCUAUGAGAUAGAAUUUUUGUUGACAGAGCUUUUUCUGUUUCUAUUUCGAUGACAGGAGCGCUUUGUUGGUAGAUUACUAGGGCAGUGCUAGUAUCGAAAAGAAUGAGAUUGAAGAGAUGUCUCCUUAUUAUGACGUAGAAGAAGCCUCCACGUCGUUUUAUGAUAAAUUUUAUCCUUGAACAACUGACCUCGUACUUCGUGUUGAAAUUUUGAAUUAAAGUACCCGUGAACAACUGAGGUCGGCAAUGAAUAUAAUGAAUUAUUUCAGCACCAGCAGUAUAUGUGGGAUGAGGAGAACAGCGAGGAAUUUCCAGCGAUCGGAGAUGCUUUUCUUGGAAAGGCACGGUCGCCAGUAAAACCAAGUAAAAUACGUCGCGACUCGAUUGGAAAUUUAGC
Molecule: messenger RNA, 798 nt
Organism: Amoebophrya sp. A25
Lineage: Eukaryota; Dinophyceae; Syndiniales; Amoebophryaceae
Source: the annotation of a GenBank genome assembly